UGCCAAUAAUGGAUAAAUAGUCGUCCGUUCCCCCUCGCCUCCUCCGUAGAGCUCCGUGUCCGACUCAUCUCCAAUCGCAGGCAGAGAUGCGUAGGAGAACCAGAAGUGCUUCCCAAUGCCUGAGGGCCCGGCCGCGGAUCGACGGCGGAGGAGCGCCGAGGGAGGAGAGGAAGAGGAAGAGGAGAGGAGGCCGGGCAACGGAACGGGGAGCGGAGUCCUGCGGCCGGAAACGGCCGCGAGGUGCCCCCGCGGGGGCGCCGGCGGAGGUCGAGGAUAGGGCGGAUUACUUCGAUGGGCUUCCUGAUGAUCUCGUCGUGUCCGUGCUUUCCAAGCUCAGCUCCUCCGCUCGUCGCCCGUUGGAUCUUAUCAGCGCCAUGUUGACAUGUAAGCGAUUUCAUGGUUUGGGGCACCAUCCGCUGGUAUUGUCCAAGGUCAGCGCAGGAUGCCUCGGCGUUCGUGCGAACACGUGGUCCGAUUCGUCGCAUCGAUUCCUUAAGCGCUGCGCCGAUUGCGGGAACCUGGAAGCGAGCUAUAUGUUGGGAAUGAUUCGAUUCUACGCUCUGGAGAACAGAGGGAGCGGCGCGUCGUUGAUGGCCAGGGCGGCGAUCGGAUCGAACCCGGCAGCACUGUAUUCGUUGUCGGUAAUCCAAUUCAACGGAAGCGGAGGCUCCAAGAAUGACAAGGAUCUCCGAGCCGGCGUUGCGUUGUGCGCCCGUGCAGCGUUCCUCGGCCACGUCGACGCCCUACGAGAGCUCGGCCACUGCCUCCAGGACGGCUAUGGCGUCCGUCGGAACGUCGCCGAGGGCCGCCGCUUCUUGGUCCAGGCCAACGCCCGGGAGCUCGCGGCUGCCAUGACGUCCUGGCCCGCGUGGCAGAAGCAGCCUCGCCAGGCCGCAGCGGCGGCGGGUGCGACGUCACCAGGGUGCUGCCCCCUCCUCAGCGACUACGGUUGGAACGUGCCGGCGCCGGCCCCGCAUCCGGCCAACCGGUUCCUGGUGGAGUGGUUCAGGGAGCGGGGAUGGCCGGCCGCGGCUGCUGCGGAGGGUCUGAGGCUCUGCUCCUACAGCGGCUGCGGCCGUCCGGAGACGCGCCGGCACGAGUUCCGCCGAUGCUCGGUGUGCGGCGUAGUCAAUUACUGCUCCAGGGCGUGCCAGGCUCUGGAUUGGAAGCUUUCCCACAAGUCGGAGUGCGUCCCGACGGAUCUCCAAGCUCUCGACGGCGAUGGCGCCCCCGCCGGAGACGACGUCGCUCCCGCCGUCGACGGCGCCGCAGGCACCGACUGAUGUCAACGGCAGAGUUUCUACCAACUUUGAACUAUUACUGCUCUCUCUUUCCUUUUUUUUUUUUUUUUUCCUUUUUGUCCCCUUUAUUUUUGUCUUGCUGAGCAUAUUGUAAUCUAAAAUAUUUUUGCUGUUCUAAUUCGAAAUUAAACCGAAAAAUCAUUUUAUCUUA
This is a messenger RNA of Musa acuminata AAA Group (dessert banana), 1452 nucleotides long. RefSeq names its product F-box protein At1g67340-like. Gene Ontology annotation, molecular function: protein binding. Bases 87 to 1283 code for a protein of 398 amino acids. The transcript has 3 exons. The record is from RefSeq and is a predicted model, not a curated record. Lineage: Eukaryota; Viridiplantae; Streptophyta; Magnoliopsida; Zingiberales; Musaceae.